This is a messenger RNA of Penicillium riverlandense, 1815 nucleotides long. RefSeq names its product arylsulfatase. The transcript is spliced from 9 exons. Bases 1 to 1815 code for a protein of 604 amino acids. NCBI's taxonomy places the organism in Eukaryota, Fungi, Ascomycota, Eurotiomycetes, Eurotiales, Aspergillaceae. Gene Ontology annotation, molecular function: arylsulfatase activity. The record is from RefSeq and is a predicted model, not a curated record.
AUGCACCAUGGUUCCGAGUUCACGUCCCAACUUCCUCAUUAUACUAGCCGAUGGUAUGUCCUUACCCCGCGCGCUUUAGAAGCUCUCAUUAACUGCCCACGCAAUAAAGAUCUCGGAUAUAGCGAUAUUGGCUGCUUUGGAAGCGAAAUUCGCACCCCGAACCUCGAUACCCUUGCUAUAAAUGGCGCCCGCUUCACGGACUAUAACCAUAUUGCUGGCGUUGGCGUAAUGAGUGAGCAGAAGGGUAGAGACCCCGAGAGGUGGAAUGUACCUGGCCACGAAGGCUUUCUCAAUCACAAUGUGGCUGCCGUCUCUGAGAUCCUACAAGAUAAUGGUUACCACACUCUGAUCAGUGGAAAAUGGCACCUUGGUCUGCGAACGGAAAACAACCCAGCCGUCCGGGGCUUUGACCGCUCGUUCGCGCUGCUUCCUGGGACUUCAAAUCACUACGGCUGGGAGCCGCAGUUUGGCAAGGAUUACAUUAACUUCUUCGUCCGAAUCCCAGUCCUGUAUACUGAGGACGGCAAAAAGUGCGACAUCGAACCAAACUUGAACCACGAUAAGAAAGGCUUCUUUACAUCUGACUUUUAUACGGACAAUUUGAUUAAUUACUUGGACGAUCGCUCCGAAGCAGACAAAGAGAAGCCCUUUUUCGCAUAUUUGCCCUUCUCAGCACCGCAUUGGCCACUGCAGUGUGCUAAAGAGGACCGUGACCGGUACAAGGGAAUGUAUGAUGAUGGGCCGGAUGCGCUCCGUAUCAAGCGCAUGGAGCGGAUGAAGGAACUAGGGUUGAUUCCUAAGGACAUCCGCCCGCAUGAUGUUGUGGUCGGGCCCAUGAACACGGAGUGGGACGAAAUGACCGACUACGAGCGUCAAUGUUCUGCUCGCUCUAUGGAAUGUUUCGCUGGCAUGGUCGACAAUAUCGACCAGAACGUUGGGAAAGUUGUGGACUAUCUGAAGAAGACUGGUGAAUUUGAGAACACCUUCAUUGUCUUCCAGAGUGACAAUGGUGCCGAAGGGGCAACAUACGAGGCUCUCCCCACCAUGGGAGCUGAUCUCAUGCGGGUUAUCAACGAGUACUAUGAUAACUCUCUUGACAACAUUGGAAAUGCAACGUCAUUUGCCUGGUAUGGUACACGGUGGGCCCAAGCCUCGACAGCACCAUCGCGUUUAUAUAAGAUGUUCACAACUGAGGGCGGCAUCAAUGUACCCUUUGUGGUCCACUACCCGAAAUUUUCUCGCGAGCGCCAGAAUGGAACUACCAUCCGCGCCUUCUCCAGCGUGAUGGAUCUGACCCCGACAAUGCUUGAUCUUGCGGGCGUCACCCACCCGGCAGCCAACGGGAAGCCAGCGCAGUUCCGUGGUAGGGAAGUUGCACCCAUGCGAGGCUCAUCUUGGGUUCCAUUCAUGAUGGGUGAUGGCAUUAAUUCUCCCGAUGCCAUUCAUGGUGAUACAGCUAUGGGCUGGGAGCUGUUCGGACGAGCGGCCGUGCGCAAGCUUAACUGGAAGCUCGUGAGCAUUGAGAGUUCAAUGGGCGGCCGGAAAGACGGUGGCUGGCAGCUAUAUGACUUGUCUACUGACCCGGGGGAGACAGUGGAUCUGGCUGAUGAGAAGCCCGAAAAGGUCAAGGAACUACUUGAAAUUUGGCAGCAAUACCGCAAGGAGACGGGCGUAGUCUGGGGUACUCCGAUCAAAUAUGUCGGCGAAGAGUGGGAUGGCAACGAUGAGGAUGGAAUCAUUGGCGGAGAUGCAAUCACGCAGACAAAGGCUUGGAUGAACGUGAGGAAGAACGAGGCUCCACCAGUCAAGAGUUGA